CUAUGUUUUGUUGCUGUCAGACACAAAUGGGGGUUACUGAAGACUGAGUCAAUCAUGGCUGCUUCCUUGGUACGGUGGCUAAAAAGAUUGUGCGUUUUCUUGUUGACAUGUCCCCUUUGUGUCCCGGCCUUCUUGAAUUUAGAGGAGCUGAACGAGAUGAAAUAUGGUAUUCAAAUUCUUCCCGAUCCCGUCAUCUUAGGCCAGACCAAGACAGAGGAGGUUAUGAUGGUUUCCAAUAAGUACAAGCAGCUGUACGAGUGUCGACUUCCAGCCAUGGCUGUCCGCUUUCAUCAGGAUCCUGCAUCUGAGCCUGAAUCACCAGGGUACAACGGGCCUGAUAUCCCAGAUCUACUAAGUCCAAUGCACAGUAACCAGUGUCUGGUGAAGACGAAGGACUGGUGGACUUAUGAAUUCUGCCAUGGUCAGCACAUCAGACAGUACCACCUUGAAGACACCGAGAUCAAAGGAGACAUACUCUUCCUAGGUUAUUACGAAUCUGAAUUUGAUUGGAACAAUGAAACAGCAAAGGCGUCCAAGCAGCACAGACUGAAGCGCUACCACAGUCAGUCCUAUGUGAACGGCUCAAAGUGCGACCUCAAUGGAAAUCCAAGAGAGACUGAAGUCCGGUUUGUGUGUGAAGAAGGCGCGAGUGACUACAUUGUCCGUGUUGAUGAGCCUCAGUCAUGCCGCUACGUUCUGACCGUUCACACCGGUCGCACCUGCCAGCAUCCAUUCCUAAAGCCACCAUCCACUGCCAAGCCGCAAGGGAUUGUCUGCCAGCCAGCGCUAAGUGCCCAACAGUACAUGGACUACGUCAAGGCUCAAGUCUCGGACACAAAGCGUAAAGUGGAGCAGAUCUCGGAGGAGCUGAGGAGUCUUGAUGAGAUGCUGGCUGCUAAUGAAGGGACAGAUGGAGCGGUGGAAGUGACAACAGAAGAAACAUCACCUUCAGCCACUGAUAUCUUCAAUGGGUCCGAAAAAGAAGAAACCACUGAUGUCUUUGAGGAUGCUGGGUCAGAGGAAGGAGAAGAUUCUGAGUUCUGGGAGGGAGUCACCAAGCCAGGGAGUUCAAAAACCACAGCAUCUCAGCAGAAGGAUCAGGCACCAGAUGAAGACUAUAACUCAAUUACAGACAAUGAGGUCAUAGAAGACGGUGAGGAAGUUGAAAAAUUCAACUUUAAAAUCAUCACUGACCCGGCGGACCUGAUGAAAUUUGUCCAACAUCUGAAAGAGAGUAACAGGAAGAAAGCAGAAAACCAAGCUAAAAUUCAAGGAGAGAAAGCAACAAGCAAUAGGGAACCGAAGAAGCUGGGCGAGGAAGGGAAGAAUGAAGAUGACGGCCUGCUGCAGGAGUUUGACGAGGAGAUGACUGACCUCUCCGUGCCCUCAGAAAAGAUUGAAGAAAUAAAGGAGGAAAUGCAGAAGGAGUUUGACAACAUCAUUAAUGAGGCCCAGCAGGAAUUAGAGACAGAAGGUCUGAAAGGAGAGUUUGAUCGCACUCAGGCCACACAGACACUGGAGACGACCCUAGACAAGCUGCUCGAUCAAUUAGAGGAGAAAGACGUCCAGGACACGGAGCAGCAAACACCGGGGGUUCAGACAGGAAGCGACCCGGCCAGAGGAAGUCCCAGUUUGGCUCCGAAGCAACCAGACCAAGCGGCUGACGACCAUGUUAAGAUCAAAAUUACUAAGUAUAAGACGGGCAGCAGCCCUGAUGGGGAGGUGAAAGUUCAGGAGAUGGGCGAAGGAGAUCCCCAGUGGCAGCACAUAAAGGACGUGGUUAAAGAACAGCUAGAGAAAGCAGGACUGAAGGCAGAAGGUAAAAUCGAGGUAAAGAUCUUGACACGAAAAAAUGCAGAGGAGACAGGUGAUCAGUGGCUGACAGAGGAAGAUACAAAGUCCUUCAGAGAGCUCCUCAUAAAUCUGCUGACUGGAGGCACAGAAGAAGUUUACAAAGAGCAAAAGAGGCAGCAGGAGUUGGAAAACAACUAUAGGUUUGUGUGGGGAGAGUCUCAGGAGGAGUCACAGUCAUCAAGCACCUCUGACUCAGACGAUGUGGACGUAUGAGCUCAUUCAGUCAUAUUUUGAGAUAAUGAACUCCUGGGGAGACCAGCAGAGAGGGGGACUCUGAAGUGCAGCCUCAAAGUUGAAAGAAGAGCCACAUGUUUAAAUACUGCUAUUAAACCAGGCAGAAAAUAUUCACUGGCCUGUUUGCACAUUCAGAACAUUUUUUGUUGUUGUCUUCAAUAGGCAAUAUGUUUCUAGUUGGCACCAGUAAUGGUGUAUGUUGCACAAUAAAGCCACAACAUGUCAGCUUUACUUGUGCUGUUAAUUUGAGUUUAAUGCAUUUCCCCGUUUUAAUGGGAUUCAGUCUGACAGGCUAGAAAAAGCCUAGUGAUAAAGAUAUGUUUUUUUAUACUGAUAUAUUCUAUACAGUUAUGUCGGUAUUUAAUUUUAUUUGAAUAUUUGCAUCUACAGUGAGUAGUGCUGAAGUUUUCAGCAGCACUCUGUGUGCACAGUUGAACUAUUUCUCAACGUUGUCUUAGAAAAAACAGUCCCCACCUUCCAAGUGACACACCUUGGCACUGACACAUCUUGGCAUUGUUCGUGGAUGAGAGCUUUCAAAUGCUAUUUUUUUUUCUUGGCUGUGAUUAUAUCUCUAAGAAAAACAAAGGACUUGCACUCAAAGGUUCAUAUUUCAGUUCUCAACUGUUCCAACACGCUCCAUUUACAGCAAACAACAGCAACAACGAUCCCAUGAGUGUUCGUACACAUGCUUUGCCACUUGAUAUACUUAGAGGUGUUUCAUGGACGUAUAUCUAGAGAUUGUUUUCCUGAAUAAGAAGCUUCCCCUUGGGUUGCAAUCUUUAAAAUAUUUUGUUUCAACAAGGACUGCUUAUAUUCAAUUUAAAUGCAUUUUGCAGUGAAAGCUACAAUGUCAGUCAGCUUCAGUGUAUUACAAAUGAUAAAUCCUCCAAAAACUUUUCUAAAGAUCCUUCAGAAGUGUACUUUAAAGGGCUGAAAAUGUAAAUUUUGUUAAUAUUGUGGCUACAAGGAAGUUAUUUUGUACAUAAUUGCUGCAUAAAUAUCUUUUUUUUUUUCUAUGAUAUGUUGUACAUAAGCACAGUCUGAGUAGGGCUUGAGUUACCUGAGUAAACACAUAAAUAUGUGACUGUUCUCUGUUGUACAUGAAGCAUCUUUUCAAUGUGUGAUUAAGUCAUAAACAAACUUAAACAAACUGUAA
Labrus bergylta (ballan wrasse) is the source of this 3244-nucleotide messenger RNA. It is a transcript of the gene os9, whose product is annotated as OS9 endoplasmic reticulum lectin. Lineage: Eukaryota; Metazoa; Chordata; Actinopteri; Labriformes; Labridae. Gene Ontology annotation, biological process: retrograde protein transport, ER to cytosol; endoplasmic reticulum unfolded protein response. Gene Ontology annotation, cellular component: endoplasmic reticulum lumen. The record is from RefSeq and is a predicted model, not a curated record.